Molecule: messenger RNA, 3976 nt
Organism: Acipenser ruthenus (sterlet)
Lineage: Eukaryota; Metazoa; Chordata; Actinopteri; Acipenseriformes; Acipenseridae
Product: protein TMEPAI-like
Exons: 4
Coding region: 345-1214 (289 amino acids)
Biological process (GO): negative regulation of transforming growth factor beta receptor signaling pathway
Cellular component (GO): Golgi membrane; early endosome membrane
Molecular function (GO): R-SMAD binding
Source: RefSeq, a predicted model, not a curated record
CUCAGGCUGCCCAAGUCUGGCGGUGACGUAACCCUGUCUGCCUCAGACUGCCCGCCCCACCCCCCAGCGGAUCUGUGUCGCUUUGGACUUGAAUGAGGUGCAGAGGCAGCUUCGAGCCAGACAGAGAGACAGACAGAUCAUAAGUAGCGGCACCUCCUGUCUGCGCGAACCACCACCGUCUCCCAACUCCGGAGGGCAGGGGGGACAGAAGGCAGCUGCAACAGAAAAGACCCCCGUUAGCCACAACCUCUCUGCACCAGACACGCACCCCCGACCUCAGAACCAACGCUGGAAAGACGGAGGUGUCUAACUGGCUUUUUCCCGUCGUCGUUUUUUGUAUUUAAAUGUACAACUUCAUGGGUCUGAAUAGCACAGCAGCAGCAGCAGGAUCUAUCCAGCCCAAUGUCUCCUGCACAUGCAAUUGCAAACGAUCGUCGCUGUUCCAAAGUAUGGAGAUCACCCAGUUGGAGUUUGUGCAGAUCAUUAUAAUCGUGGUGGUGAUGAUGGUGAUGGUGGUGGUGAUCACAUGCCUGCUCAAUCACUACAAGCUCUCGGCACGCUCCUUCAUCACCCGGCACAGCCAGGUCCGCCGGCGAGACGAGACCCUGUCCUCGGAAGGAAGUCUGUGGCCUUCGGACAGCUCUGUGCCAGCGAACGUAAUGACAGAGCAGCAGAUGUACACUCCGCGUCCCGCCGACAGGCUGGCGGUGCCAUCGUACCUGCAGAGGGACAGAUUCAACCGCUUCCAGCCCACCUACCCCUACCUGCAGCACGAGAUCGACCUGCCCCCCACCAUCUCCCUGUCGGAUGGGGAGGAGCCGCCUCCCUACCAGGGGCCCUGCACCCUGCAGCUGCGGGACCCCGAGCAACAGCUGGAGCUGAACCGAGAGUCUGUCCGCGCCCCACCCAACCGCACCAUCUUCGACAGUGACUUGAUCGACACCUCCCUGUACGGGGGUCCCUGCCCCCCCAGCAACAACUCGGGCAUCAGUGCCACUUGCUACAGCAGCCAGGGCCGGAUGGAGGGGCCGCCACCCACGUACAACGAGGUCAUCGGGCACUACCAACCCGGCUCCACGCUUUACCAUCACCAUAGCAACCACCCCGGGACGCCGCCCCUCCUGCACAGCAACAGACUCAACCAAUCACAGCUCAGUGGCCUUGAGAGCACGAACGCACGCAACCAAGAGAAGCAGAAAGGGCACCCUGUCUGAAACCGCGGCAACAGACUCCUUAAACACUGUCUGUGCACUUCAUUUAAAUAAAGGGGUGGAGUCCCGGGCCCAGGCUCCUCCCCUGUUGUAUAAAGUAAAUAUUUCCUUGUUCUGUGUCGUCCAAGUGCUCACAGCUUUGCAAGGUGUUUAUCUUGUUUUUUUUACGUAUUGAGGAAUUCUAAAGAUUUCUAAUAAUUAUUAUUAUUAUUAUUAUUAUUUGAGCAGUGUGUGUGAAUGCUUUACGUCUUUUAAUUCACUUUUGAAGAAACGUUUGCACAAAACAAUCCGAAGUUUAUUUGAAGAUCUGCAAUAUGUAUCAUAAGAGAAACGUAUGUGUGAGGGCAGGGGGUAUUUUUGUAAAAGAAAUGAUUAUAAAGAGAAAACUAGUUGUAGUUUUUUGUUUUGUUUGAUAACUAGUUCAAUGGCAGUUUUUUGAGUGCCAACUCAAAGAUGUGUUUAACAUUGCGUUAAAAAAGCACGAAUCCAGAGUUAUUUAUAUAAAUGUUGAAAUCUUGCACUAUUUUUUAAUGUAAAUUGCAAGCAGACGCUUGCUCCAGUGAAAGACCUCUGUUGUGUUCAGACGUGUGCGUGUGCGUGUGCGUGUGCGUGUGCGUGUGCGUGUGUGUGUGUGUGCGUGUGUGUGUGUGCGUGCGCAGGGUGGAAGAGCGCUUUGCCAAUGAAAUUCCAGCAGAAUCCACUGUUAAUGGAAGAGGAAGCUGAGAGGCAUGUGAAAGAUUUAGAGGAGAAAAAGGGCAAACAGCACUUCACAGCACAAACUUUACAGCUGAAAUUUCCAGCUAGACUCAAAGUAACAGCAAUCCUUAUUGGGCUGUAAGUGUGGUCCGAUCACACUGACUGUGAUUCCCAACUGCUGAACUGCAGUGACCAUUUAGGAGGACAGGGGGCAGUGUGGCUCCAGUACAGUCAAGCAACAGAGCGGAACAAACGGAACACUCUGUAUCUAUUGUUUAUGAAAAACAGGAUGAAUAAAAAUGUCAGUAUAGCACUCAUCUACAUUAUAAAUGAUAUUAAGAAGAAAAAAUGUGACUGGAGUCCAACUGUAUGUACGCCCUGGAUUAUAAGAAAACCCUGGAACCCUUGGCGCAUCAAUGCAAGUCCUUUCAUUAACACUCCAGUAAUGCUGUUUCCUGCUUUGAGCUGCUUUGGAAAUCUUGCUGUAAAAUGCGGGUUCUCUUUGAGGAAUUGGGCAUCUCUCAGCACUUUAAAAAGUGGCAGGGAAACAAAGUGUUUAGUCAGUAUUGUGAUGUCUUGAUAUGCAACGGUUCCCUUGUGAGUCCAAAUCCAAAAAAGAAGCCUUUGCUCUCGCGUGUUUGUUUAGCAGUGAAAGAAUGGCCGUGGAAUCCCUUUAUCUUUGUGUUCAUCUCAAUGCUUUAUUCAGUGGGUCGAGGAAUAACCUCGGUGCUGAGCGCUUGCCAUCCUGUAAAUAUUGAAUCAUUUCUUUCAUGUGCAUUAUUCUCUAAUUGAACUCCUCCUUGCUAUCACUGUGGUUUGUUUUAACUUUGACCACAAAGGGAAUGAAGUGUAAUACUGGAUAAACCACAUUUCUGCCAUGAACACUAAUCCUGACUAAAGCACGGGGAGUCCAGUGGGUUCUGUGUUUCCAGGGCCCAGCACAACUUCACUUGUUUUGGUCAGAUGGAACAUUCAUUGCCAGCAAGCUACAUUUCAGCUCGUCUCCGCGUUCUACAGAUCUGUCGCAAUUGGCUACAAUCUGUGUGUCUUGAAGGCAGUGUAUGCACACAGGUAAACCCCAAUAAGAUUGUACCAUGUUGAAGCAGGUAGGGGGAGACCUGUAAUCACAUCCAUGUUGACCAAUCCAGGUAUUGCACCGUCACGGCUGAACUGUCCCUCGUUGACCCCUGUCAGCAUGAAGUGUCCGACUGCACUGAAAGGCUGACGUUCCAGAACACAAUCCAGCUCUGGCAUUUCAGAGGCUGCGUUACAGCAGCAGACAGUAUAAUCAGGGCCGUGCCUCUCUGUUCCAUUAACACGAGUGACGUGUCGUUUCUGCUGUAACCUUCAUUGUGCAGACCAGUGUGCUGCGGGUCUGUGGAAAAGAUACAUGUGUUGACAAUAGAGGUAAUUGGGAGAACGUUGCAAUAUACCUACUAUUUGCCUUUUUGAUAAUGGAGUUGUUGUUUAACUUAGAAGUGUAAGGAGGGUUUGUGUUUGUUUUUUUGUUUUUUUUUUACAGUUCACUAUUUGUGUAAAUUCUUCUACAUUUCUUCCUAUAAUUUUACCGUAAGUUUAAAAUCUUAUGAACCAGGCAUGUACAUGUACAUGUAGAUGUAUUUACUUUCUUGUUCCCUGUGUUGCGUUUGUUUUACUUUUUUUCUGAUUUAAAGGACCACAUGUAAGGCACUUAAGCAUUGGAUCAAACCAGAAAAACAAUGAUUUGAACGAGAGCAGAGAGUGGAGAUGGAUGAACUGAAUGAGGAGAGAGGGAUGGAUGAACUGAAUGAGGAGAGAGGGAUGGGUGGACUGAAUGAGGAGAGGGAUGGGUGGACUGAAUGAGGAGAGAGGGAUGGAUGAACUGAAUGAGGAGAGUGGGAUGGAUGAACUGAAUGAGGAGAGGGAUGGGUGGACUGAAUGAGGAGAGAGGGAUGGAUGAACUGAAUGAGGAGAGUGGGAUGGAUGGACUGAAUGAGGAGAGAGGGAUGGAUGGACUGAAUGAGGAGAGAGGGAUGGAUGAAAUGAAUGAGGAGAGAGGGAUGGAUGAACUGAAUGAGGAGAGAGGGAUG